Molecule: messenger RNA, 5225 nt
Organism: Conger conger (European conger)
Lineage: Eukaryota; Metazoa; Chordata; Actinopteri; Anguilliformes; Congridae
Gene: ppp1r13ba
Product: protein phosphatase 1, regulatory subunit 13Ba
Exons: 18
Coding region: 370-3534 (1054 amino acids)
Biological process (GO): regulation of apoptotic process
Cellular component (GO): nucleus
Molecular function (GO): p53 binding
Source: RefSeq, a predicted model, not a curated record
UGCUGUCCUUUCGUCUCGCAGAUGAAAUUUAACCUCGAUUUAUUAGGAGACGUAACGUUAGAUAUCUGUCGCUGAAAGAUACCGAAUGAGUUUCCCAAUGUUGGGUAACCAGUCAGUUAAAAGUAAGUGCCUCGUUAGCUUGCUAGCUAGUUAAAUCUAUUCAGAAAGCAAAUGGGAAGUUCAGUGGCUACCUAGUAAUCUAACAUUAACCGAGGCAGGCCCUGACACCACUGGAAGCAGAACACAUCUUUCAAUCAACUGACUGACCAAAAACAAAGAAACGCUAAGAAGAGGAGAACGUCCCGUCGCUCAGCUUUGACAGUUGAUUUUACAGCUCUGAUGUCCCAACCUCUUUAACUGGCCGCAGUCAUGAUGCCGAUGAUCUUGACGGUGUUCCUGUCCGACAGCGAGAAGCUGCUGACGGAGGUGCCCAUCACCCCGGAAACCUCCUGCCGGGACGUGGUGGAGUUCUGCAGGGAGCCCGGGGAGAGCGGCUGCCACCUGGCCGAAGUGUGGCGGGGGAACGAGAGAGCCAUUCCCUUCGACCACAUGAUGUACGAGCACCUGCAGAAGUGGGGACCCCGGAAGCAGGAGGUGAAGUUCUUCCUCCGGCACGAGGACUCGCCCACGGAGGGCAGCGACCAGGGCAGCCAGCAGUCUCAGGACCAGGGCAACAAGGCGAACGGAGCCAACACGGACAAUGUCUGCCAAAACGGGGUGGGGAAUCCUCGUGUGGAGCUGACCCUGUCGGAGCUUCAGGAGAUGGCUACGAGGCAGCAGCAGCAGAUAGAGAACCAGCAGCAGAUGCUUGUCGCCAAGGAGCAGCGUCUGCGCUAUCUGAAGCAGCAGGAGCGGAGGCAGCAGCAGGCCGUUUGCGAGACCGAGAAACUGCAGAGGCUGAAGGAGCGCGUGGACAACCAGGAGGCCAAGCUCAAGAAGAUCCGCGCCAUGAGGGGCCAGGUGGACUACAGCAAGGUCAUCAACGGAAACCUGUCGGCGGAGAUCGAGCACAUCAACGGCAUGUUCCAGGAGAAGCAGCAGGAGCUGCAGUCGGCAGUGCUGAAGGUGGACCAGCUGACCCAACAGCUGGAGGACCUGCGCAGGGGCAAACUCAACGGCCUGCAGACGCUGAGCGGUCAGGUGACCGGCACGGCUGCGCUGGAGCUGCGUAAACUCUACCAGGAGCUGCAGAUCCGAAACAAGCUGAACCAGGAGCAGAACAGCAAGCUGCAGCAGCACAAGGACGUGCUCAACAAGCGCAACAUGGAGGUGACGCUGAUGGACAAGCGCAUCGCCGAGCUGAGGGACCGCCUCUAUAAGAAAAAAGCUGAGGCACGUCAAAAAGAGAACAUCCCUCUGAACAGGAUCAACGGGACGCCCUCCCCCCAGCCGCCCCCCGGGAGUUCGGGCCGAGUGGCCGCGGUGGGGCCCUACAUCCAGGUGCCCGUUCCCGGCCGGCAGGAAGGGGGGUACAUGGUGCCCCCCGAACCCCUCAAGCCACAGUCGCUGGGGGUGACGGCCGCCAUCAACCACGCCCGCUCAAAAUCAGCCAACGAUGCCAACUGGCCCACGCUCAGCAAGGCCACGCCCCCGCUCAAGCCUGCGGACUGGAAGGACUCCGGCACCGACGCAGGGGGAAGGCUGGCACCCCCGGGCACCCCCCCGGCUGUACGCACAGACAUGGGACUGGACGGCAGUAAACUGGCAGGCUCAGUCCCCGCUCUCUCCAGGCCCCACCCCCCCAGCUACGGCACCUACCCCAGCUCGGGGCUGCUGUCCUCAGCCGGCUCCACCAGCUCUCUGGACCGCCGUAAGGACAGCCUGCCCCGGUCCACCUGGCACCGGGCCCCGGCCCUGCCCGGGUCGUCCUCCCAGCUGAUCCAGCAGCGCAUCUCUGUCCCGCCCAGCCCCACCUUCCAGGCCGGGGAGAGAACGGACCCCCCGCUGGCCGUGGCCGUGCGGCCCUACAUCGCCGAUAAGGGCUCCCGCCCGCAGUCCCCCAGGAAGGGGCCCCCCACCAUGAACUCCAGCUCCAUCUACCACAUGUACCUUCAGCAGGGCGCGCCCAAAAACUACCCCAACAGCAAGCCUGCCGUCAAAGCAGUCUAUGGGAAGCCCAUCCUGCCCUCCAGCUCCAACUCCCCCUCUCCCCUGCCCUUCCUGCACGGACCCGCAGCCCCCGCGCUCCAGGUUUCAGGCGAAGACACGAUGGACCGGGCGGGAGACCCCGACAGCAGCCCCCCGGGGCCCAAGGAGGCCCCGCCCAGCGUGGAGAACAUCCCGCGGCCGCUGAGCCCCACCAAGCUGACGCCCAUGGCGCACUCGCCCCUGCGCUACCAGAGCGACAUCGACCUGGAGAUCCUGCGCAAGAAGCUGGCCAACGCGCCGCGGCCCCUGAAGAAGCGCAGCUCCAUCACGGAGCCCGAGGGCCCCAGCGGACCCAACAUCCAGAAGCUGCUGUACCAGCGCUUCAACACCCUGGCGGGGGGCAUGGAGGGCGGGGGUGGGACGCCCUUCUACCAGCCCAACAACCCCCCCGACUACGUCCUGGCCGACCUGGACAACGGCAACGCCGCCAACGCCAACCUGCCGGAGCUGCCCCCCUACACCGCGCCCCCGGCCGAGCUCCCCGAAACCAACCCCCUCCCCGCCCCCGCCCCGUCCUCCGAUGCCAAUGACAACCAGCUGCCCCUGCCGCCCACUGAGGACCUGACCCCCGGGCCCACGGACACUACGGAGGAUGCCAACAACAACCUCCCGGCCGGGCCCACGGAGACCCUGCCCAGCCCAGUCCCAGAGGGCAGCUCUCCCGAGGAGGUGGGGACUGAACCAGCCACAACCACCCAGCCAAUGGUCAAACGCACCAACCUGAAGAAGCCGGAAUCAGAGCGGACGGGCCACGGGCUCCGGGUGAAGUUCAACCCUCUGGCGCUGCUGCUGGACGCCUCCCUGGAGGGAGAGUUCGACCUGGUGCAGAGGAUCAUUUACGAGGUGGAGAACCCCAGUAAGCCCAACGACGAGGGCAUCACGCCCCUGCACAACGCCGUCUGCGCCGGACACCACCACAUCGUCAAGUUCCUGCUGGACUUCGGGGUCAACGUCAAUGCUGCCGACAGUGAUGGCUGGACGCCCCUGCACUGUGCCGCGUCCUGUAACAGCGUGCACCUGUGCAAGCUGCUGGUGGAGUCAGGAGCCGCCAUCUUCGCCACCACCAUCAGCGACGUGGAGACGGCCGCCGACAAGUGCGAGGAGAUGGAGGAGGGCUACAUCCAGUGCUCACAGUUCCUCUACGGUGUGCAGGAGAAGCUGGGGGUGAUGAACAAGGGCGGCGUGUUCGGCCUGUGGGACUACGAGGCCCAGGGCUCAGACGAGCUGUCCUUCAAAGAGGGUGACGCCAUCACCAUCCUGCGCAGGAAGGACGACAGCGAGACGGAGUGGUGGUGGGCUCGGCUCAACGACAAGGAGGGCUACGUCCCGCGGAACCUGCUGGGGCUGUACCCCCGGAUAAAGCCGCGACAGCGCUCCCUGGCGUAGAUGCGCAGUGAGGGCAUCAACCCGUUCUUUGGGAUGUAAAACUGGACCCGCGGACAACGACUGGAUCAUGGAACCGCCCCUCCCCGUGUCGCUGCCACUCCCUGGCAGGGGAGACGGGGUUCUGGGGGCGGCAGUGUGGGUUUUAUGGACUGGCAGACCAGGCCCACACAGCGAGCUGGACUCAGGCACUCAGCCUCUCCCGUCUGGUUCAACUCAUACCCGUUUAAUUUUCAUUUCAUCUCAAGGCUGAAGCCCACUCAUAACGGAAGAGUCCGUCAUUACUCACACAUUAUUUUUUGUUUCUUUUUUUAAACACUGCCCAUUGACAUUUAAGGAACGUGGUUCUUUCCACGUCGUGUUUGUUUCCUCUCCCUUGUGUCAGAGGGGACGUGAAUGUGUUCAGUGAAGCCAAGAGGAAGUGUUGCGCUCUGAUUGGGCGGAGAACAUGGGUUAGGAGGAAGUGAUGUGCUCUGAUUGGGCAGAGAGCAGGGGUUGGGAGGAAGUGAUGCGCUCUGAUUGGGCGGAGAGCAGGGGUUGGGAGGAAGUGAUGCGCUCUGAUUGGGCGGAGAACAGGGGUUAGGAGGAAGUGAUGCGCUCUGAUUGGGCGGAGAGUAGGGGUUGGGAGGAAGUGAUGCGCUCUGAUUGGGCAGAGAGCAGGGGUUGGGAGGAAGUGAUGCGCUCUGAUUGGGCGGAGAGCAGGGGUUGAGAGGAAGUGAUGCUCUCUGAACGGGCGGAGAGCUGGGGUUGAGAGGAAGUGAUGCGCUCUGAACGGGCGGAGAACAGCUCUUGCCGUUGUCGAGUGAUGAAGGAAACCCCAUAGAGACUUGUCUCCUUCCGGAGAGAAGGACCGGAGAAUGCACUGCAAAAACCAAAAUGUAUCAAUUUUGUCAAUCUCAACAAGUACUGUGUGUCUUUUAUUUAUUUUAAACUUAAAAUUGUAUUUCUGUUAUUUCUUUGCUAAAUAAGGCAAAAUUAUUGCCAUUGAGGUGUGAAAAUCUCACUUAACAAGCAAACAGUAACUUAAAGCAAGCAAAUAUUUUCUACCCAAGAGAAGAUUUUUUAAAAGUCUCAUUACAGGACCAAAGCACUUGUUGAGACAGACUCUUUUUGCAGUGUGGGAGGCUGAGCCAUGCAGAGAUUAGGACGUGUAGUGCAGUUUUAGAGAAGUGCAGUGUAAGUGUUUAUUGAUUGGAAUGACGCGGAGUCCUGGAGGAGGACCAGAAGAUGGAGGGUGCUGAGGAUGUAGGUCUGGAGUGUGCCAGGGGGACGGUCCGUUCCUCACGAGGCCACAGACAGGGGAGUGCUGCAGUCUAACUACCGAGCACUUUCAAAAACCGCUACGUGUAAAUCGCUUUUCCUUGAAAGCAAACACUUUCAAGGAGACUGUCCAUAAAAGCCUAUAUUCACGCAUUGUUUUACAUUUAGGCAGGGAUUUGUACGUUGCAUAACAUCAAUUUGCCUUUUUCCCAAUAUUUUAAGAGUUGUGUAAUUUUUACCCAUACCAAGCCAAUGCUGUACAGAGCUUGACCGCUGAAUAUACCUGUAAAUACUGUGGUGGGAAGAACAAGUGAAGGGAUGAUUGACUUUCUGCUGUUCGGAGCAUAACUGCGAUGCAGGUGCUGUAUGGCCUACAGACACACCACUCACGCAACACGUUAUGUAAAUGUGCACAAUAAAACUAUGCCCCGGUA